This is a messenger RNA of Acanthopagrus latus (yellowfin seabream), 4598 nucleotides long. It is a transcript of the gene clint1a, whose product is annotated as clathrin interactor 1a. Lineage: Eukaryota; Metazoa; Chordata; Actinopteri; Spariformes; Sparidae. Gene Ontology annotation, molecular function: clathrin binding; phospholipid binding. The coding region runs from base 169 to 2043 and encodes 624 amino acids. Gene Ontology annotation, cellular component: clathrin vesicle coat; plasma membrane; endosome. Gene Ontology annotation, biological process: endocytosis. The transcript is spliced from 12 exons. The record is from RefSeq and is a predicted model, not a curated record.
GCAUUUCCCGUAGUAACCUUUCCUGUCUGUCUGCUGGUGCGUUUGCGCCUCCUGUCUUGAAAGAGGUGAAGAAGAGUUUACUUUCCAGAGAGUUCAAGGUUUGGUUUCGGUGUUCGUCUGGAGUAAAAGGGUUUGCCGAGGCAGAAAGCCCCUUUUCACGGAGCCAAGAUGCUAAACAUGUGGAAGGUUAGGGAGUUGGUUGACAAAGCAACCAACGUUGUGAUGAACUAUUCAGAGGUGGAGUCUAAAGUAAGAGAGGCCACCAAUGACGACCCCUGGGGACCAUCAGGACAGCUGAUGAGUGAAAUCUCAAGAGCCACCUUCAUGUACGAGCAGUUUCCAGAAGUGAUGAACAUGCUGUGGGCCCGCAUGCUGAGAGAUAACAAGAAGAACUGGAGGAGAGUUUACAAGUCAUUGCUACUGCUGGCCCAUCUAAUCAGGAACGGAUCAGAGAGGGUUGUUACCAGUGCCAGAGAACAUCUGUAUGACCUGAGAUCAUUAGAAAGCUACCACUUUAUAGAUGAGAAUGGGAAGGACCAAGGUGUGAACGUGCGUCAGAAGGUGAAGGAGAUGGUGGAUUUUGUCCAGGAUGAUGACAGGCUUAGAGAAGAACGGAAAAAAGCAAAGAAGAACAAAGACAAAUAUAUUGGGGUAUCCUCAGACAGUAUGGGAUACAGAGGUUACAUGGGGGACAGGUACGACUCCAACGAUAGCGGGGGAAAGUGGGAUGAUGACUGGGACAGGAAUAAAGGGCAAUUCCCCUUCAGUGAGAAGCUGGGGGAGAUCAGCGACAAAAUCGGGAGCACCAUUGACGACACCAUAAACAAAUUUAGGAAGAAGGAGAGAGAUGACUCACCAGAUCGAUUCAGUGACAAUGAGGAGGAACGGGGUCGCUCGUCUCACAAUGGCCAGUCAGGAAGAGAAUUCAAAGAUGAAGAGGAGACUGUUACCACCAAGAGUGUUCACAUAGUCCAGGCAACAGAGACCACAGCGACACGGAAGAGAGGAGUCCCGUCCAGGAAAGUAGACUUGGGAGCUGCAGCCAACUACACAGGAGACAACAGCCCUGACACUGCCACCAAACAGCCCCAGCCAGCAGCCCCUCAGCCCUCCAGCACCGGCCUAGCUGACCUCCUAAUGGUAGACACAACGCCGAGUCAGCCAGCUAUGACAGACCUGAUCGGUGGAUUCGCUGACUUCUCCUCACCUGCUGCGUCCACUGGCCUCUCCUCGGGAACUGCCGCACCAGCCUCCAGCAGCAACGGAGAAUUUGGAGAGUGGAACGCCUUCCCUGGAGGUCAGAUGCCAACAUCUGCUCAGACUGUUGACAACAGCGGAAAUGACCUUUUCGCAGCCAUGACAGCAGGUCCUGCCACUGGCCCAGCCCCAGCCCCCGCCCCAGUCUCUGCUCCAGGCUCUGGUCCCGCCUCAGCAGACCUGUUCGACUUGAUGGGGCCAACUCAGUCUCUCACCUCCUCCCAGAGCCUCAACUUUAGCAUGAGCAGCACACAGAGCAUGAGCUCCACAGUCCUGCCCCAGUCUAGGUCACAGCCCCUCCAGAACAUGGGGGGUCCUCUACAACCACAGUCUGCCAUGCCCCUCCAGCCUGUGCAGCAGGGAAUGGCCCCUCAGGGUGCCGGAGCCAAAGCGUCCCUCCCCUCCACCUGGUCGGACACCUCAGUUAACAUCAACCUGGAUUUCCUGGGCCCGGGCAUGCAGCCACCCAAGCCUAGCCUGCCCACCCUCAACACCCUCCAACAAGGCAACCAGGUACCCGCCAACAUGCUCUCCCAGGGAUUUUCAGCCAUGAGCCUUGGACCUGCAGCAGGAAGACCGGCUGGAAAUCCCAUGAUGCACCCUGGUGCUGGCAUGGGAAUGGGCAUGGGGAUGGGAAUGGGAAUGGCCCCCAACCAGGGCAUGAUGGGGAUGGGCAUGAACAUGGGGAUGCCUGGUGCUAUGGGAAUGGGAAUGGGAAUGAACCCUGCAGCGACCCAGCAGCCCAAACAAGAUGCCUUCGCUGACUUCGCUAACUUUGGAAAGUGAUGGAGCCAGAGAGCAAAUGUAAUAUGGUGGAGUGGUGUUGGUCUCUCUCUCUGUGUGUCUCUCUCUCUCUCUGUCUCUCUCUCCGUCCAUUGGUGAAGGAUUGUUAUGAGCUGCAAACAAAGAGUACUUGAAUAAUGUCAACUGUCACAAUACCAACUUCCCACAAUCUCCUUAAUUUUUUUUUUAAGUAAUGCUGCGUAAUAAUCUGGAUCUAAAUGAAUGUGUGUGUGUGUGUGUGUGUGUGUGUGUCAUGUUUGAACCAGUGGUCUGUCUGGUCCGGGGCCAUGGUCAGACACGCACUGAUGACAGUGUGCCUUUUUUCGGUUCUUAAGCCAGUGAGAGGAGGGACGAGUGUGCCACCAAGAGAACGUCAGGGGGACUUUGCUUUAUAACCUCAAUCAAGUGAAAUCACCAGAAUAGCAAAAAAUAUAUAAGUAGCUGCAUAAUUUUGUUUUGACAUGCAUUCUCAGUAACUUUUACUGAAUGAAGUUUGAAUAACAUGAUCAGCCAUUUUAACUUUCUAAUGUACAUUUAAGAAUGUCAAGUUACCUCUUUUCCUGUGUCCUUGCUCUUCCUUUGACCUGUAAAUAGAAAUCUGGAGCCCUUACAGAUAAGUUAUGAAGUUGCUAAAUGAGAGGAAGUGACAGUGUGAAGAGGUGUAUCAUGCAGACCAAAUCUGAUAUGAAUUAAGACCUAUAACAAAGCACAUUGACACCUUCUCUGUGUACAUAAAUGUCCACACACUCCACAUGUUGCUUGACAGUGCUGCAGUUUGAGUAAUGAGCGAGUGUUUGGAGUGAAGACGAUUUAUUAAUUUGAGGAGUUUCUCCUUCAAUAGACCAUCAUUUGUGGCCUUUCUUAUUGGUAUAUAUAUAUAUCUAUAUAUUUUACUUAUGAAGAAGAUUAUAAUCAGUUUGCAUCCAAAUGAGAUAAUCAGUAGGUAGAACAAGCCUCAUCCAGGUUGGGGUUGUGGGUUCUUAAUUACCGCACACAGAGUGCCUGAAUGACCUUUUGCCUUUUCUCUUCAGUUGACCUCUUUGAAGGAGACAAUGUGACUGUGCAGUGUUGAGGACGGACUGCCGUCUGUACUGUGUACAAACGUGUGUUUGUACUGAUGCCUCAAGCCAAGCGUACUGUCUUUACAGAUAUAUCAGAUGCAAUUGUAUAAUUAUUUCACUCAAUUUUUUUUUGUCCCAUACACAGUUCAGUUAUUUCCACUCUGUCCAAGCUGGUGUUAACUUCAGCGCAAAAAAAAACAAAAAACAAAUUCUUUAAAUUUAUCUGAGCUCAGCUUAAAUCAACACCUCAAGACUGUUAAAGAUUCCACCAUGCGUCUGUCUGUUAAAUGUGCACCAGUUGUCUUGGUAAAUGCUGCCUUCUGCCAUCUUUUUUAAAGAUCCCAUAUGUACACAUUUUCAGGGUUGUACUUUUCUGUUCUUUUACUGUUCAAAAACAUUUUUUUCCUCUUAUGGUCCUUUGCUGCAGCACCUUUAUUCAUCCUCUGAAUGGCCGGUGUUAGUGUCUCUUUAAGGCCCCCCUCCUGAAAAGCCCAGUCUGCUCUAAUUGGUCAGCUCUCACAAGCCUGAGCAGGGUCCGCCAAUCAGGUUUCUGCUUCAAACCCUGACAUUAAGGCCUUGCUGGGGGCGUGGCCAAAGGUGGCGACUGUAUAGUUGUGACAUCACAACCUCAGAAAUCCUGCCAGCUCGUUUGAAGCAGUUUCUGAAAAUAGGCUGUGUACAUUUGUCAAUUGAGCAUUUUUAUAUGUCCAAAGUAUAUAUACAUCAACUAAACAUCUUAAAUUAGAAAAACUUUGUACAAUAUGGGACCUUUAAUGUAACACGUUAUAAAGAGCCAUCUUAAACAGUCUUACUGUCAUAACUCUCAUCAGUCCAAGUCUGACUGUUUCUCAACUCAUCAGAAAGAUUGUGUGAGAGGAAGCACUUGAGAAGCAAGUCUGUAUACACAAACUGUACAUUAUGGUGGCUGGAGGAAGAUGUGUUGUGGGAUUUUGCAUAAGCCGUGUCCAGCUGACCUGUUAGAUGUGCAAAACAUUGCUCUUCAGUGGUUCAAGUGCCUGCCGACGGUUGUAAUUGAGUGAUUGAUAAGUAAAUCUCAGCUGCCUAGCAUUUUUGGUUUGUCACACAUUGGAUAAAUAAUUCACUGACCAGAGGAGAAGGCAGUGGAUUCUGCAGCCCCAAGAGGAUUUUAAGUUGCGUUGUCUGACUCUCCCUAACCCUCAAGAGGCUGAGCGCACUAACACGUAGUAGCCUUGCAUCGAAAGCCUGGAGCAUUAAAAUGACCAAAAUCUGUUUGCUGUUCUUAUUUUUUUUUUUCUAAAAUAUAUCAAUAGUGGUUGUUUUAUGCAUUUGUUUUCUACUUCAAAUUAUUUUGAUCUUCUCUAAAAUGGGAUUGUUACUGAAACACUAGCAUAUGCAAAUGUAAAGAGAAAAGAGAUCCUUUGAGAACAUUUUUUUUUUUUUUUUUGCAUUAUUCCCAUUUUGAUUUGAUUUACACAUCGAGAUUCUUUAUCUACAACAUUAAACAGUUGAUUGAAA